CUGAAUACUGAUUAUUUUUAUUUCUACGCGAAAUUAUCAAUUCUUUAAGGAUAUUCAAUGUGGUUAUGGAUUAAAAAUGUGUUUAUUAACGUCAUAGUGAAAGUGGAUUAAAAUAUUCGGAGUUAUGAAGCUAAUUCCUUGGAUUUUAUUACUCAGUCUCCUGCAGAUUUUUUGUACUUCCGAAGGAAUUGAGUCAUGUGACCCCAACCCGUGUCAAAAUGGAGCUCCCUGCAAACGAUCUGUUCUUGGACAUUACGAGUGCAAAUGUGGGGCAAACUAUGUCGGAGAGUACUGUCAGACGGUGAACCCGUGUCUCCAUACUACCUGCCGCAACAACGCCACCUGUCAAAUCAUCACCCUGGCCAACCAUGACUUUGCCACAGAGUGUGUCUGCCGACCUGGUUACACGGGCAGUCAAUGUGAGAAUGUAGUUGAAUCAAGCGCGUGUUUCGCCCAACCGUGUCUACAUGGGGGAACGUGUUAUAACACACACAGCACCGAUCUCAUGCAGUACCGCUGUGAAUGUUACCUCGGGUAUAUGGGUAUGAACUGUGCUGUCAUCGACUACUGCAUAACACAGCCAUGCAGUAAUGGUGGACAAUGUAGGUCACACAGCCAGGGAUUUUCUUGCACCUGCAAGGCUGGUUUUCGUGGCGACACAUGCAAGGACGACAUCGAUGAAUGCAUGGAAAAUCCAAGUUUAUGUAUGAAUGGUGGUAUCUGCGAAAACAGGAACGGAUCAUUUUUCUGUAACUGCGACGUGAGUUACCGUGGCACGUUAUGUGAAGAACCAUACAUUCCAUGCUUCCCUGACCCUUGCCAACAUGGGGGGACCUGCCUGACGACUUCUGCCAUCACCUACCAAUGCACCUGUCCACCAGGGUUUCGGGGUAUGAACUGUGAACAGAAUAUCGAUGAUUGCCAGGGUAACUCGUGUCAGAACGGCUCCACAUGUGUGGACGGCAUCAACAACUACACUUGCAAGUGUCCACCAACAUAUACAGGUACUUACUGCGAGAAGGAUGUGGAUGAGUGUUCGGCCUCAACGCGGCUGUGUCAGAAUGGGGGGACAUGUCAAAACCUCCCAGGGUCAUUCAUCUGCGUGUGUGUCAACGGCUGGAACGGGACAUACUGCGAGAACAAUAUCAAUGACUGCGGACCCAUCAAUCCGUGUUAUAACGGCGGAACGUGUCACGAUAUGGUCGGAUACUACAAGUGUGAAUGUCCAGAAACAAAGACAGGGUUGCGAUGCCAUGUAGAGGAUGCUUGUGUAUCGGGACCGUGUAAAGGCAACGGCUCAAUUUGCUCAACGUCGCCCAUCAACGGCAACCCGCUCUGCGUCUGCGGGCAUGGCUGGAACGGAAGCGACUGUGGGACAGAUAUCAACGAGUGUUUGGAAGGGAUGUCAAUCUGUGAGCAUGGGGGUACGUGCGUGAACAUGCAAGGCUCGUUCCGAUGUGACUGUACACCGGGGUACACAGGACAGCGGUGCUCAGAAAACAUCAAGGAGUGCCUAUCAAACCCGUGUUUGAACGCCGGAACCUGUAUAGAUGACAUAGCCAAAUUCACCUGCCUGUGCUUGGCAGGUUGGACGGGCGUGAUGUGUGAGGAUGAGAUAGAUGAGUGUGAGUCACAGCCGUGUAAGAACGGUGCUGUAUGUACAGACCUGCUUAAUGAUUACAAGUGUGAGUGUCUGCCAGGGUACCAAGGCGUCAACUGCCAGUUCGAGAUCGACCAAUGUGACGGCGCACAUUGUGCUAACGGGGCUACCUGCGUUAAUCUACGUGACAGCUACACGUGCAACUGUGUUAAUGGUUACACGGGGCCGCGUUGUGAAACAAAUGUCAACGAUUGCGAAUCUGUCACAUGUGAAUACGGUAUGUGUAUUGACAAGGUCGGUUACUACGAGUGUAAAUGUCAAAAUGGCUACACAGGCCAGUUUUGUCAGACAGAGAUCGACGAAUGUCAGAGUUCACCCUGCCAACACGGCGGCACCUGUUUUGACGUUAUUGGUGGGUACGAGUGUCGUUGCCUACGGGGAACAUUCGGCCAAAACUGUGAAUACAACCAUAACGACUGUUCCAGCAAUCCAUGUGUGAAUGGCCAGUGUACCGAUCUAAUCUCCGACUACAAGUGCGAUUGUAGAGCAGGAUACACUGGAGCACACUGCGAGACAGAAAUCAACGAGUGUUUGAAACUAGGGAAUCCGUGCCAUAACGGCGGCGUAUGUAUUGACGAGGUAAACGGAUAUCGAUGCAACUGCCCACCUGGUUACUUCGACGACAAUUGCCGUAGCAAUGUCAACUACUGCGCAAAGAAUCCAUGUGUGCAUGGCUCAUGUAAGGACGGAGUGGACUCGUACACAUGUGUAUGCGAGUUUGGGUACGAGGGCCAGAAUUGUAACCAACAGAUCAACCAUUGUAAGAGUAACCCGUGUCAACACGGUGCUACAUGCAACAAACUUAUUGGUCACUACACAUGCACAUGUACACCAGGGUAUACAGGUACUAACUGUCAACAGAACGUGAACGAGUGUAACAGUAACCCGUGUAUAUUUGGACAGUGUCAGGACCUGGUCAAUGACUAUCGCUGUGUGUGCGAGGCACAAUACACAGGCAAGAAUUGCGACUCAAAACUCAACCCGUGUUCACCAAACAGGUGCGAGAAUAGAGCGCAAUGUGUCCCCCAGAAAAACUACACAGAUUACUACUGUGAUUGCGCGGGAAAUGGAUUUCAAGGUCGUCACUGUGAAAUUGAUGUCAAUGAAUGUGCACAGUGUGAGUUGGGGAACACAUGCCCAUGCAAACGUGGACGCUGUCGAAACACACGAGGUUCGUACGAAUGCGAUUGCGACCCAGGAUAUGACGGUCGUCACUGUGAGGUCGACCACAACGACUGCUACCCCAAUAUGUGCAAGAGUGGGGCUACAUGCUUAGACCACAUUGGUGGUUAUUCAUGUCACUGUCCUCCUGGCUUCAACGGUUCCCGGUGUGAAUAUGAUAUCGAUGAAUGUCUGUCCGCGCCAUGCCGAAAUGGGGCCCGUUGUCAUGACUAUGUGAACUCAUACACGUGUGAGUGUCCCGCAGGGUUCAGCGGAACAAACUGUGACCAUAACGACAAUGACUGCACCAACAGGACUUGUCUGAAUGGUGGAAGGUGUAUUGACGGGGUAAAUACGUACCGGUGCGACUGUUUGACUGGCUUCUCGGGCACAAACUGUGAACAUCGUGUUAACGCGUGUGACAACAAUCACUGUAUGAACGGGGCGACGUGUGUCAACAUGGGCUUGGGACAGCCCUACUGCCAAUGUCCUAUUGGAUUUCAGGGGCCUCAGUGUGCUGAUUUUGUUGACUACUGCAAAGCGGGUGUGUGUCUGAACGGGGCCACGUGUUUACAGGUGGCAAAUGAGUACAGAUGCGAAUGUAAGCCUGACUUUACGGGAAAAGUGUGUGACGUACCCAUGGUCACUUGCAGUGCCGGCGCUGCAUUGAGAAAUACGACUGUCCAAAAUCUAUGCCAGCAUGGAGGGACCUGUUACAAUGAGGACGGAACUCAUCGCUGUGUAUGUCCACAAGGUUACCACGGGUCAUACUGCGAGGUUAAAGACAACCAUUGUCUCUCAAAUCCUUGCCAAAACGGUGCAACCUGUCAUAACAGCGGCAAUUCAUAUUUCUGUGCAUGUCCACAGGGAUUUCAGGGCCAGAACUGUGAGACAAAUAGUGAUGAUUGUGCAACCCAACCUUGUGCUAACGGGGGCACGUGUCAUGAUUUAAUAAACUCAUACGAAUGUUCUUGCCCGUCUGGUACAGCCGGAUUGCUUUGUGAGACCAACUUUGAAGAUUGCUACACAGGCGCAUGUUAUCACGGGGGAACCUGUGUCGAUAGAGUCGGAGGAUACCAAUGCCUCUGUCCACAGGGUUACGUCGGGAAGCGAUGCGAGGGAGACAUUAACGAGUGCCUGUCAAACCCAUGCAGCAGUGGGGCUUUGAGCUGUGAACAGAAACUCAACGACUAUGUCUGCCACUGCAAACCAGGCUACCAAGGUCGUCACUGUUACACAAAGAUCAAUUACUGUGAAACCAACCCGUGUCUUAACUUCGGACUCUGUGAGGAUGGUGAGAGCGGCCCCGUGUGUAGGUGCCCUCAGGCUUUUACUGGUGAACGAUGCGAGAAGGCAGCGACGGUGUGUGAUAGCGUUACAUGUAAGAAUGGCGGGAACUGCGAGCUGACGAGUGCAACCACGUUCAAGUGUCAGUGCUCGUAUGGAUGGAUGGGACAGUUUUGCGAGACCAAUAUUGAUGAGUGUGUCUCCAGUCCCUGUCAGCAUAGUGGACAGUGUUUGGAUAGAAAUGGUUAUUACGAGUGUUUGUGCCCUCGUUACUAUACUGGCAUCCACUGUGAAAUUUACAACGAGGCGGUAACGGCCGGAAUUGGUAAACCCACCCAGUCCACCCUUCCUCCACCCAUCCUGCCAACAAAGUGCCUCGACCUCGGGUGUGACUAUAAGUCCGGGAAUGGAAGAUGUGAUCCUGAAUGCAACGUCCCCCAGUGUCGUUAUGACAAUCUUGAGUGUUCCAAUGGUCCCUGGAGGAACUGUAACACCGAGCGUGAUGGCGUCAUGUGCAUGAAUGUGUUUAACGACAGUAAAUGUGACCCACAGUGUGACACAGAAGAAUGUUUGUUCGAUGGUUUCGACUGCGUGCGCUCACUCGGGGAAUGUAAUCCUCACUAUGACACAUACUGCAGCUUAGUUUACGGGAACGGCGUUUGUAAUCCAGGCUGUGACACAGCUGCUUGUAGCUGGGAUGGCCUGGAUUGUAGUCAUGAGCCAGAAAGGCUUGCCCUUGGAACCCUCGUUAUUGUUGUGGGCGUACAACCUGAAGAAUUCAGGAACAUGUCUCGUGAGUUCCUGCGAAAGCUGGGUCACCUCCUCCGCGCUGUACUGGUGAUUAAGAAAGAGGAGAGUGGACAAGAUAUGAUUUACCCAUACGAUGGUAAUGAAGCGAUGGUUGGACGAAGGAAACGAGCGAUUGGAAAUAUUGUGAUUGGCACCAUAGUUCAUCUGCUGAUUGACAUCCAGCCGUGUCUGAAAGACGGAUUCCACGAGUGUUUUGAUACGGCAGACUCCGCAGCGGAGUUUGUACUCGCUGCACUACAGAAUGAUUGGACAAGCCCGAUGCCUAUUGUGGAUGUAUCAGGUGAGCUUGGGCCCUCGCCCAGGCCCUGACCCUGGCAACGACACUAAGGCGGGUCCUUUCAGCACCCCGCUGACGAUACCAUUGCUUGUGCCUCUUUAAUCAUCCUUGCCCUGGUCCUUGUGCUUGUGAUCAGUCGACGCAAGACAGCAAGGGGAAUCACCUGGUUUCCAGAAGGUUUCUUCAGUCGCGGAAGUGAGGCGGGUGCAGCUUCCAGGAUAUCUAAACGGCAUGGACCAGACGGUGGUGAAGAAAUGAAGAACGUUAGCAAGGGGUCAAUGGACAAGGUUGACAACAACGACAACACUACAGAUGACUGGGACAUGAACCACCAACCAGCCAAGAGAAUAAAGUUGGAGCAGCCAGGUGAAUCCACAACCGAUGACUCAGACACACGACAGUGGACCACACAGCACCUGGAGGCAGCCAACGUUCUUACCCCACCCAGUGGAGACGAACUCAACUCGAAGGAUGUCGAUGUUCGCGGGCCUGAUGGUUUCACACCUUUGAUGCUGGCUUCCAUACGUGGCAUGGACAUGGAAAACGCAUUGGAUAAUGAAAGUAGUGGAUCAGCGACGACGUCAUUAGGUGAUUCUGAGGAAUCAGAUGAAAAAUCUCCAGAAAUCAUUCGUAGUCUGCUUAUGCAAGGAGCAGCCAUUAAUGCCCAGACAGACAGAACUGGAGAGACGUCUCUACAUCUUGCAGCCCGUUACGCCCGAGCAGAUGCUGCGAAGGCCUUACUAGAUGCGGGAGCUGACUCCAACGCCCAGGAUGCCACUGGCAGGACCCCGUUACAUGCUGCUGUUGCUGCUGAUGCACAGGGGGUCUUCCAGAUUCUUCUGCGAAAUCGUCUAACCAACCUCAACGCCCGCACCCAGGACGGCACUACGCCUAUGAUCCUCGCAGCUCGUCUAAACAUUGAGGGCAUGGUGGAUGACCUCAUUAAUGCAGAGGCAGACAUCAAUGCAAUGGAUGACAAUGGCAAAACUGCCCUUCACUGGGGGGCAGCAGUCAACAAUGCAGAGGCGACGCUGAUCUUGCUACAACAUGGGGCAAACAGGGAUGCCCAGGAUCAAAAGGAUGAGACUCCCAUCUUCCUGGCUGCCAAGGAGGGCAGCUAUGAGACUGCUAAGAUUCUCCUGGACCAUUAUGCAAACCGGGAAAUAGCCGACCACAUGGAUCGACUACCCAGGGAUGUAGCUGCAGAGCGCAUGCACAAUGACAUUCGUCAAUUGUUAGAUGAAUACCGAGUGACUUCCCCUGGAUCUAUGUCUAUGCAUAAUGGUAUCCCCACUUCUCCCAACGGGCUGCAUGCAUUCAUGCACCCUCACAAAACAAAGAGCAAACAGCGUAGGAACAAAAACAAUGGACAAAUAAAGGACCACAAUUCUUACUCUCCAGAAGGAGGUAAAACUGGAGCCACAAGAAAAACGAAAUCAAAGAAAAAGAGUGGAGUGCAAGGAAAUGUACAGAAUGAAGUGUCAUCAGUUGGCACCUUGUCCCCUGGUGACAUUGUGGAGUCACCCAAUGGGUAUGAUAUGACUCCCCCCACGUAUGACAAUGUGUGUGGGCAGGGUAAUAUGAUGGGGCUCUCCCAUCCUGUACAGAUGAACGGGAUGGAGGAUCCACGUGUCAGUUGUGCGCAGAUCGCAAGUAGAAUGGACGAUCACUGUGUUAUGUCUAACCAUUAUAAAAACAAUGACUCACUGCUUGAGCAGCAUCGGCGAAUGGAAAUGAUGCAACCCCAAGACUGGUUACAGAAUCAUGUUUCAAUGUCACAGUCUCCAAUGACUAUGACUGGUUCAAUACCCACGCCGCCUUCAUCUCAUAGCAGUCCUUUGGGAAUGGAGGGCAAACAUUCACCGAUGAAGGGUGGUGGCAAAAUGCUGCCCACAUCACCCCCUCAUUAUCUCGCCAUGCAGCAACUGUCGCAACGAAAUCAUUCCCAGAAAAGUCCCCACCAUUAUCAUAUAGAAAAUUACCCUUUCGACCAGCAACAGCAGAGACAUAUGGACUCAGCGCACCAUAACGGCAUGCAACAGUACACUGGCCUGUAUGAUAAUCACCACCAGAAGGUAUCCACCCCUAUGCAGAUCCAGCACGUGCCCCAGUACCCCACCCCUCCCUCUCAGCAUAGUUAUGUAGGCAUGGACAGUACGCCUCCACAGCAGAAUUUAACCGGCCUACCCGAAAAUAUUCUCACACCCUCGCCUGACUGUCCAGGUGGCUCCCCUGGGCACUGGUCUACAGGUAGUUCCUCCCCUCACUCUGCCCAAUCUGAUUGGUCAGAGGGUAUUUCGAGCCCAGUGCCCCCUGUCGGUUCCCAGCCACCCCACUGCCAGAACAUGAAGGGCCGGUCACAUAUGUCAAAUGAUGCUGUGUUUAUUUAAAAACUGAAUGGAGUUAACAUUAUGUGCUGAACUCUAAUGGGCUUCCCCUCUCGAGCCGGAGUGCCCCUGUCAUUUCCAAGCCUAGUUACAGGCAGAACAUGAAGGGCUGGUCACAAAUGUCAAGUGAAGCUGAUUCAUAUAAACUUCAUGGAAAUAAUAACAUGGGCUGACAACUACGUGGCGUCUCAUCUCAAGCCCGGUGCCCGCCUAGUUUCAGUCAGAACAUGAAGGGAAAGUCACAAGUGUCGAGUGAAGCUGUGUUUCAACUGCUUGGAAUUAUGUGCUGUAACUAUAGGGACUUCUUGUCAGGAACAAGGUGUACUAGUAUGAAUAAACAUCAUGUGUAAAUAUGUUAUUGUGAAAGUGAAAAAUGUGCUAUUUUCGCAUAUGUGGUGCAGAUAUCUGUGAUGAAUAGUGACUUGAUUAGGGGCAUAAAAUAUGCCUUCGGGAGAUAUAGCGCUGAUUUAGCAAUGGGUAUGAAAUAUGCCUUCAGGAGAUAUAGCGCUGACUAAGGGUGGGACAUUAAAUAUGCCUUCAGGAGAUAUAUUGCUGACUUAGCAUAGGGCAUAAAAUAUGCCUUUAGGAGAUAUAUCGCUGACUUAGCGUGAGGCAUAAAAUAUGCCUUCAGGAGAUAUAUCGCUGACUUAGCACAGGGCAUAAAAUAUGCUCGCAGGGGGUAUAACACUGACAUGGGUGGUGCCGAUUAUAAGCCCGCAGAAGAUAACCAUGUAACGCUGUCAAUGCUCAAGAGCAUUUUUUUUAUCCUAUGCCAUGUUGAUUAAUUUUAUGCUGCAUUUCAUUGAACAAAAUUCACAAUUAUGUGUAAAAUGUUGCAGCUAUUUUGUUAUUAUUGCAGAAAGUGCUUUUAAACUUGUUUUUAUGAUACAAUGAUUUGUUGAGACAAGUCUGAGACUUUUGUAGCUUUUUAAAAUGGAUUUUAAUGAGCACAGAUUUACAUUCACAAAUGUACAUGCAUUAUUGUGAACUGCAGUUAUAUAUUUAUAUGAAGUGUUUACAGAUUUCCGCAGGUUUUAACACUAUAAUAAUAUUACAUGCGCUGUAUUAUAUGCUUAUUUGAACAAGGAUUUGAGAUUUCAAAUUGAUCUCUCGCAUUAUUUUUAUUCUUCAUAACCACCCCCCAACCCCCCAUUUUUUCCCAAAUCAACAUUUCGUUAUUUUAAGCUGUACAUAUUUAUCCUAACACAACAUCACCUUACAUACAUGUCAUUACAUAUACAUUGAGUUAUAUAUUAUUUUUUAAUUUUUAAUUGUUUUUAUUUUUAAUUUUUAUUUUAUAAUACAAAUAUGAAGUUUUGCAAAAGGAAAAAGAAAUAAAAUUCUCAAAGACAAAAAUAGAACAUUGAAGAAUUAUAAAUGAAACUCAAAGAGUGUGUUUUCGUGAAAUAUUAAAUUUACAAGUAAAUAAAAUGCAAAAACAGUAGCAAAUCAUCCUAAAACUUGUUUGAAAAGUUUUAACUUGUACAUGUAAUUUCUUGCAAAGUUGUGUUGAUUCCCAGUUUUGUUUGCAUUAUUAAAACAACGCCAUGCCAGGCAAGUGGCUUGUGGGUCCAAUUUUUCUACAAAAUGUGUUUUCCUAUGAUGCGUCUAUUUCCUAAAUUAUUGCAAAUGGUGUCAGAAUAUUGCACUUUGCUUUUAUUCUUGAACGUAGAACAUCUUUGAAAAACAAUUUACCAACAUGGACUGAAAAGAACCCAAACAUUUUAUUGAUCCUUACUUUUGAUUAUGUAAGAUCCUUGAUCCUUAAUUUUUAAAUAUGCGAGAUCCUUGAUCCUUAAUUUUUAAAUAUAUAAGAUCCGUGAUCCUUAAUUUUUAAAUAUGUAAGAUCCUUGAUCCUUAAUUUUUAAAUAUGCGAGAUCCUUGAUCCUUACUUGUGUAUAUCGUUUGUACAGUGUAAAUAAAGUGUACUAUCUAUUUUGUCAGAUUUCAUAGGGCAUCUUACAUUAGAUCUUCAAAAAAUGUCUUUUAUAUUUGUCACAAACUCUAACUACUGUAUGCAAUUUAAAAAUUUACAUUGUAUGAUUAUGUACUUAAUAUUUAAUUUGCCAAAUGGAAUGUCUUAGAUUAAAAAAUAAAAAUAAGGACCAUUUUUACCAUCUACAAGAUAGAAAUGCCAACAAUAAACUUUGACAACUACUAAUUAAAAAACUAUUCUUUCAAGUUUGAUGCAUAAUAUAAUUAAUUGACUUUGUAUCCAUCAUAACUGUGUGUUACGACUUGAAAAGACUUACUUUAAGAUAGUUAAAAUGGACACAUACAGUACAUGUACCGUUUGGUUGGGUCUUUCCAAUGAAGAUACUUCAAUGACAUAUUACUAAAACAGUGUCUAAAACAGAGCCAAUGUUACAGUUGGACAAUGUGGAUAUUAGUGUUUUGUUUUUGUGUUCACCUGUUUUUGUUUAGAAUUCUGGAUUUUAUUUUUUGUUUCUUCAUCAUGCCAAAACAUUAACAUUAUUCAUCUGUUUAUAUGUAAAAUACACUGUAAAAAGGUCGGAAGGACCUCAUAUUUAAUUAGCAAAUAAAAUAUGUUUCAAAUGCGCCGA
This is a messenger RNA of Mya arenaria, 10146 nucleotides long. RefSeq names its product neurogenic locus notch homolog protein 1-like. The transcript is spliced from 31 exons. Gene Ontology annotation, biological process: heterophilic cell-cell adhesion; regulation of developmental process; Notch signaling pathway. The record is from RefSeq and is a predicted model, not a curated record. NCBI's taxonomy places the organism in Eukaryota, Metazoa, Mollusca, Bivalvia, Myida, Myidae. Gene Ontology annotation, molecular function: protein binding; calcium ion binding. Gene Ontology annotation, cellular component: plasma membrane; protein-containing complex.